Molecule: messenger RNA, 450 nt
Organism: Acaulospora colombiana
Lineage: Eukaryota; Fungi; Glomeromycota; Glomeromycetes; Diversisporales; Acaulosporaceae
Source: the annotation of a GenBank genome assembly
GGCAGACCACCCCACCAACCAGUUGCUCAGGUUUUAUCGAAUGCAACGGAGAUAUGCAAAUUAUCACCAUUGUUUUUCAAGCGAAUUAUUGACGAGAGGGAGGCUAAUUUAAAUGAUCCACCUUAUUUCACCACUAGAGAUUUGGAAUCAUAUGGAGAAAAUACUGCGUCAUGCCUAUUAUAUUUGCACCUCGAGUCAUUGAAUGUAAGAGAUGUGCAAGCGGAUCACGCCGCAAGUCACAUUGGGAAGGCAAUUGGGAUCGCUACCAUUCUGAAGGCCUUUCCCUAUCUUGUUGGUAAAAAGAGAAUGUUAUUGCCUGCCGAAACAAUCGCUAAGGUGGGAGAAGAGAUAUUUCGAUCUGGCCCGGUGAAAGGACUCGAUGAUGCAAUAUUUGAAAUCGCUACCCUGGCUAAUGAUCAUUUGAUAACCGCCAGAUCAUUUCUAAAAGAU